This is a messenger RNA of Heterobasidion irregulare TC 32-1, 279 nucleotides long. RefSeq lists its product as uncharacterized. Lineage: Eukaryota; Fungi; Basidiomycota; Agaricomycetes; Russulales; Bondarzewiaceae. The transcript has 3 exons. The record is from RefSeq and is a predicted model, not a curated record. The coding region runs from base 1 to 279 and encodes 92 amino acids.
AUGCCAGACUCGAAAACAGAACAAGAGUUGCCUUCCCAACUAGAGCCUUCACCUUGGAAGAAUACGAAGCCCAAGAACUACAAAGAAACGUUCAAAGUACGUCCCAUCAUUGCUUGUUCUACCAGCCCCUGUGAGGAUGCCUCGAAGGCAUCCAUGGAUUGCCUGAACCGGAAUGACUAUGACCGGGACAAGUGCUUGGAUUUCUUCCAGGCUUACAGGGACUGUAAGAAAGCAUGGAUGGAGCAGCGGCGAGCAGACCGUCAAGCAGGUCGACGAUGA